Molecule: messenger RNA, 828 nt
Organism: Lotus japonicus
Lineage: Eukaryota; Viridiplantae; Streptophyta; Magnoliopsida; Fabales; Fabaceae
Exons: 2
Coding region: 16-495 (159 amino acids)
Source: RefSeq, a predicted model, not a curated record
CCUGAGCCAGCAGCUAUGGCAGUUCAUACUGGGAAUACACAAGGCACAUAUUCUAAUUCCAACAGGGGAAGGUCGAAUUCUCAGUAUUCUUCAAGUAAAUCCAAUGUGCAGAGGUUGUGCACACACUGUGGAAGGCAGAAUCACACUGUUGAAACAUGCUUCCUUAAGCAUGGCUAUCCUUCCAACUUUCCAAAUGGUUAUAAGCCAAAGAAGGCUUACAUUACAACUUCAGGAGGUGAUUCACAUUCUUCUUCAGAUCAAGAUGAACCUCCUUCUUCAAGUCUUGAGCUGACAAGAGAACAACUUCAAGGUUUACUGGCAUUACUUCCUCAAUCUAAGCCCACUGCAGUUUCACAAGCCCCCAACCUUAAGCCUAUUGCUGCUUCCAACCUUGUCAGUAGUCACAAUGUUAUUGCUAAUAACAUAGAUAUGGUCAAUUCUCAAUGGAUCAUGGAUUCAGGACAAGACCACUUUGAAGAUGAUUGGGAGAGCUGAGAUCAAGGAUGGGCUAUACAUCAUGGAGCUUCCACCUAUUACUAGUUUCAAACCACUUCAUACUUUCCAUUCUGUAAACAUGAGUACUGUUUCUUCUUCUAAUAAGUUGCCAAAUAUAUGGCAUCAUAGGUUAGGACAUCCAUCUCAGCCUUGUUAUAUUUCUUUGCAACAAAUGUACCCUGCUAUUACUACUUCUCCAUGUAAGAAUUGUGAUACUUGUCAUUUUGCUAAACAAAAAAGAUUAUCUUUUUCUUUGAGCCAUACUAUUUCUGGAACUGUUUUGGAAUUGUUGCAUGUAGAUAUUUGGGGACCAUACAGUGUUGCAUCUAUUAC